This is a messenger RNA of Triticum dicoccoides, 2657 nucleotides long. RefSeq names its product protein NUCLEAR FUSION DEFECTIVE 4-like. The coding region runs from base 477 to 2237 and encodes 586 amino acids. The record is from RefSeq and is a predicted model, not a curated record. The transcript is spliced from 3 exons. Lineage: Eukaryota; Viridiplantae; Streptophyta; Magnoliopsida; Poales; Poaceae. Gene Ontology annotation, cellular component: membrane.
GAGCGCACGGUGUCGUGUCAAAGUCCGGGCUUGUCGCCUUGCCUCCCUCCCCUUCCCCCCUCUCGCCAUCUCCCAAGCGGGCCUACUGCCCACCGGCUGCCGCCUCCCAGAGAAAAACGAGCUCAAAUCCGCUGUUUUUUUCUUUUCUCGACUUGCUCCUGCUCGCUCGGCCCUGGCCAUUUAUGCGCGGACACACGUUCUUACCAGCAAUAAACAACGCCAGCGGGGCCGAUCGUUGCUGAUUCCGCAUCCCGAUCCGCGGCUCCUCAUCAAGGGUCGUCGUCGUCACUCCGGCUCCUCGCGGCCGGUUCUUUGCUUGCCUCCAAGAAACCGUCGGCUUGGCCUCUCAUUCCCGUCCCAAAUCCGUCCUGUUAAUAGGCCGAGCUCAGCUUCUUGCAUUAGCUUCUCGGGGCUGCUGCUCGCUGCCGAUUCCAGCGUUGAUUCGGGUUGGAGUUUUGGGACAGGUGCUGCAAGCAAUGGCGGAGGUGCGGAGCCGGGUGCGGGGGUUCCUGCGGAACCGGUGGCUGGUGUUCGUGGCGGCGAUGUGGAUGCAGUCGGUCGCCGGGGUGGGGUACCUGUUCGGCAGCCUGUCGCCGGCGAUCAAGUCCUCGCUGGGCUACAACCAGCGCCAGGUGGCCAGCCUCGGCGUCGCCAAGGAUCUGGGCGACAGCGUCGGCUUCCUCGCCGGCACGCUCUGCGCCGUGCUCCCGCUCUGGGCCGCGCUCCUCAUCGGCGCCGCGCAGAACCUCGUCGGGUACGGCUGGGUCUGGCUCGCCGUCACCCACCGCGUCCCCGUGCCACCGCUCUGGGCGAUGUGCAUGCUAAUCUUUGUUGGAAAUAAUGGUGAGACAUACUUCAAUACUGCUGCACUCGUCUCAUGUGUUCAGAACUUUCCCAAGAACCGUGGACCAAUCGUUGGUAUCCUCAAGGGAUUUGCUGGUUUGAGUGGUGCAAUCUUAACACAGGUUUAUGCAAUAAUGCACACGCCUGAGGAUGCUGCACUGAUAUUCAUGGUUGCUGUUGGCCCAACAUUGGUAGUCAUCGCUUUAAUGUUCAUUGUUAGACCAGUUAAUGGUCACAGACAAGUACGGCCGUCUGAUGGUACAAGUUUCACGUUUGUAUACAGCGUCUGCUUAGUCUUGGCCGCCUAUCUGAUGGGUGUGAUGCUGCUGGAAGACCUUGUUGGCUUGAGCCACUCAUUGACAAUCUUGUGUACCAUCAUUCUGAUGGUUCUUUUGCUAGUUCCAAUAGUCAUCCCUGUAAUGCUCAGCUUCUUCUCAAAUGACGACGAGAGUGCCUACACAGCACUGUUAACAUCACCUUGGAGAGAAGAAGCAAGUGGUUCAGUAUCGUCUGAAGAGCAAGAAGUUAUACUCAGCGAGGUGGACGAGCAAAAGCCGAAAGAAAUUGAUCUACUUCCAGCCUCUGAAAGGCAAAAGAGGAUUGCCGAAUUGCAGGCUAAGCUAUUCCAGGCUGCUGCUGUUGGCGCCGUCAGGGUUAAAAGGAGGAAAGGUCCACGACGAGGAGAGGAUUUCACAUUACUGCAGGCAAUGAUCAAGGCAGAUUUUUGGCUUCUAUUUUUCUCCCUUCUGUUGGGGUCAGGAUCAGGACUUACUGUGAUCGAUAAUCUUGGGCAAAUGAGUCAGUCAUUGGGUUUUGAGGAUUCUCACAUUUUUGUGUCAAUGAUUAGCAUUUGGAACUUCCUUGGACGUAUUUCUGGGGGCUUCUUGUCAGAGAUUAUUGUCAAGGAUUACGCAUAUCCAAGGGCAAUUGCCUUGGCGACAGCUCAAGUAUUCAUGGCAAUUGGACACUUCAUCUUCGCAAUGGGUUGGCCGGGCACGAUGUACAUUGGCACAUUGCUUAUCGGGCUCGGGUACGGCGCCCACUGGGCGAUCGUGCCAGCUGCUGCCUCUGAACUGUUUGGCGUGAAGAAUUUCGGAGCAUUGUACAACUUCCUUACAGUUGCAAACCCCGCAGGCUCCCUGGUUUUCUCGGGCAUCAUUGCCAGUGGCAUCUAUGACUACGAAGCCAGGAAGCAAGCUAACCAUAACCACUCAACAUUACUGGGAAUGGUCUCCGACGUCACUCCGGCGCUGAAGUGCGAGGGCUCCAUCUGCUUCUUCAUCUCGUCAAUGAUCAUGUCAGGGUUCUGCAUCAUUGCUGCCGCCCUGAGCUUGAUCCUGGUCCACCGGACGAAGAUCGUGUACACGAAUCUGUACGGUAAACCCCGGACAUGAGAGGUCAAAGGUCAUUGAGGAACUGAUCAAAGCUACAGGUAUCAAAGCAGAAGGGUGAAGUUUUUUUUUUUUUUGCGUCUUCCUUCUGUUUAUGGACUUCGCAUAUUCUUAUGGUGUCAAAACCACGGCUACUGGUGGCUACGGAUGGGAAAUUCAGUGUCAUGAAGCAUUGAAGCGUAUGGCGUUUUUGUGCGUUUUGUCCGAACUUCUUCGGUGUUUUUGGGGGGAUAUGAACUUCUUCAGUGUUGAGCUGGAACUUUGCAUAUACAUGUGGUCUGUUCUAUGUUUCAUCAAGGCUGUUGAAAACUUGAAAUGCAAUAAAUUGUCUCAGCUCUGCAAAUUGGAGAGCUCAACCUUGUACAUGGGCACCUGGUGUCCCAAGUCUGAGAGAAACCACAUGAUAGCUGCGUAUUUGUUUCC